Messenger RNA from Paramecium sonneborni, 1536 nucleotides. NCBI's taxonomy places the organism in Eukaryota, Ciliophora, Oligohymenophorea, Peniculida, Parameciidae. The record is from the annotation of a GenBank genome assembly.
AUGAUUUUGAAUAAAUUAAAACAACAAAAAUUUUGGUACAUCAAUAAAAAUUGGAAAAUAAAGAAUCAAAUAUUAAUGAUACAAAUUGUAAGUUCAAUCUUUGUAUUCAUACUAUUAGCUUCAUCAAUUAUUAUUGGAUAAUUAAUUGUAUAGAAAACGAUAGAAGAAUCAUCUAAGAAAAUAUUUGUAAAAUAAACUCUGUAGCAAUUAAAUAGUGUUUAUUUGCAUAAAACUAAUAUUUAAUAUUUAAUAAAGUCUGCCUCAUAAUAAAUUUAAAUUGUUAAGUUGUUAAACAUAUUUACAUAACAAACAGGAAUAUCAACGGUUUAACCUUAUUAAUGUUUAAAUAAACCCAACACUAAUGAUUCAUACUGUUAUAAUUCUUCAUAUUGUUUUGGCCUAUUUGGAGAUUAUUAUAAUCAAACUCAUAUAGAGAAGUUAUGUUAUGUAUUUGCAAUAACUUCAUUACUGACAUAAUUUAGAAUAGCUAUUGAUAAUACAUAGGCCUUAUAUUUUAGUCAUGCCAAUUAAGCCUAAUUCUACACUUUAAGUUAAGGGUUUUACUUUAAACCUGGAUUCUAUCCACAUUUAAGACCAUGGUACAUUUAUCAUCUGAAUUCUACCAAUAAUGUUUCCGAUAAUGAUUUAAUUGUGUAUGGAUAACCAUAUAGAAUUUAUUUUACUGAUGGGAUUAGAAUUGCGAUCACUUCUAAUUUAUUGAAUUUCAAUUAUGAAAUUGAAGGAGUUAUUGCUAAAGAUAUUGAUUUUAAGUAAACUUUAAAUUACAAAUUUAUCGAUUAUGAGAUAACUCUAAUUGUAAUUAACUAUUAAGGUUAAGUUAUUUUUAGUAAAUUAUAUGAUUAUUAAAAUUAAUCUAUUCAUUCAAUCUUUGAUGAAAUUUACACUGGUUUUAAUGAAACUGAUUUUGAAUAAAUUAUGAAUUAUCAUAGUCGUAAAAAAUAUUCAAAUAGUUGUAACAUGAUUAUAGAAUAAGAGAACGUUUUAUGUAGAUAUAAUUCUAAAUUUGUAGAUUUUUGUAUUAUUUAGACUAGUCAAAUUGACAUAUUAUUACUAUUUAAAAAUACAAAAAAUAUAAAAAUGAUUUAACAAUAAUAAUUUAAUUUUAUCACUAAUGAAUAGAAGUAAAUAACUUAAUAGAAUAUUAUUAUGUAUUUACUUCUAACUUUAGCUGUUUUAUUGAUUGCUUACUUUAUAUCUAUUAUAAUGCUUAAAUAGUUAAGGUUGUUGAUUUCUUAUACAAAAUAUAGCAUUUCUGACAAUUGGAUAAUUAAUUUGUUCUUAAAAGGUUUUAUGAAAUAAAAAUAUUUGAUAUAAUCAUAAGAAAUAACAAGUUUAUAUUUAAGCAUAGUUGGAUUAAUUCACAACCUACGACCUUAAAAAAAAAAUAAAUAAUGUAUAUUAUAGGAAGAUAAAUUAUUUCCUAGAACCAGAAAAAGUAAAAAAUUAAACCAAAUAAAAGAAAUAAUAAAUCAAAUUGAGGAUGAUGAUCAAUUGAAUUUCAUUUAAUUCAAAUGA